Odobenus rosmarus divergens (Pacific walrus) is the source of this 4233-nucleotide messenger RNA. RefSeq lists its product as uncharacterized. The transcript is spliced from 4 exons. Gene Ontology annotation, biological process: establishment of skin barrier. Gene Ontology annotation, cellular component: keratohyalin granule; cornified envelope. Lineage: Eukaryota; Metazoa; Chordata; Mammalia; Carnivora; Odobenidae. Gene Ontology annotation, molecular function: transition metal ion binding; calcium ion binding; structural molecule activity. The record is from RefSeq and is a predicted model, not a curated record. The coding region runs from base 1 to 4233 and encodes 1410 amino acids.
AUGUCUACUCUACUGGAAAAUAUCAUGGCCAUUAUCAACCUAUUCCAUGACUAUUCAACAACAGACAAGGAAACUGACACACUGAGCAAAGAAGAACUGAAGGAGCUCCUGGAAAUGGAGUUUCGGCCAAUCCUGAAGAAUCCAGAUGACCCAGACACUGCUGACGUCUUCAUGCAUAUUCUUGAUUUAGACCAUGACAAGAAAAUAGACUUCUCAGAGUUUUUUCUGAUGGUAUUCAAAUUGGCUCAAGCAUACUAUGAUAUGACCAGAAGACAGAACUUCCAAGCAUCAGAACAAAACCAAAAAAAAUAUGCGUACCACACACAAGAUGAAGAAGAUGACACAGGGGAAGACAAAGUAGAAGAAGAGAAAGAAGAAAGAAUUAGAAAAUCCAGUCAAUCAGGAAAAAAUCAUAGAAAGGGGAAGAAAACAAUAUCCAACAGCCCAAAAGGAAGAGGAGGAAAGGGACAUGAACAGACAUCAGACAGCUCUAGACAUGCACGAUCCCAUAAGGGUCAGGUAGCUGACAGUAGACACUCUGAGUCAGGAUCUCCCCAUCGCCAAUCAUCCACUUGGACACAUGGCUCUAGACAAUCACAGUCUGGACAUGGAAAAUCAUCAUCUGAAAUCAGGCCAGCGAAAAGUCCAGGGUCCAGGAUUAGGCAGGACAGUGAUAGUGAAGGACACUCAGAAGAUUUGGAAAUACAGUUUGGAUCUGCCUCAGGAAACCAAUAUGGAUCUCCCCAUGGCCAUGCAGGAGACAGCUCGAGAUGCUCUGAGUCUCAUCAAUGGCAGACAGACAAUCAUGCACAGUCUAAGUCUACCCAUAGACGGUCAAGCUCUGGUACCAGAAGAAGACAAGGAUCUAGUCAUAGACACUCUACACACACCUCUAGACAAUCAAGGUCUCCUUAUGGAGACACAUCCUCUCAGGAAUACACAGGCUCCUUCCAUAGGCAGUCAAAACCAAGCACAAGAGGAAGACAAGAACCUUGGCAUGAGCAGUCAACAGACAGAUCCAAACAUUCAGGCACUGAAUAUGGACAACAAUCCUCCAGAUCCAGAGCAAGCAAGCAUCAGGGAUCCAGUGUGAGUCAGGCCACCGACACUGAAGGACAUUCAGAAGAUUCAUGUAGAGAAUCCUCAAAGACCCACAAAAGAACUGGUUCCACAUCAAGGAAUCAACACGGGUCUACCCAUAGCAGGUCAGCUGACAGAUCCAGGCAACCAGGGUCCCAUAAAGGGCAGAGGGCCAAACAAAGGCAGCCUGAAUCUGCCCACAAAAACUCGGGAUCCACCACCAGGGAAAGACAAGGGCGCCAUAAUGAGCAGUCACAGGAGAGCUCCAGACACUGGAAAACUGGACAGGGACAAACCUCUUCUGAAUCUGAUAACAGCAGACACCAGGGAUCCAGUAUCAGUCAGUCCAGUGACGCUGAAGGACAAUCAGAAGACUCAGAUACGCAGUCAGGCUCAGUCCAGGAACGGUCCAGGUCCAGGCAAAGGAGACAACAUGGCAGUGCACAUGGCAGUCCUGAGCACUCAGGGGAUCACUUCUACCAGAUAUCCUCCCAAGAACAGUUUGAUUCUGUCCAUGGACAGUCUCAAUCCAAUCCAGACAAUCCAGGACCCUUCAAGGACAGACAGCUAUCCAUGGGCAGUCUGACUCUGCCCACCGAGACUCAGGAUCCAGAACCAGGGAAAGACAAGGGCCCCACCGUGAGCAAUCAGGAAACACAACCAGACACCCAGGGUCCAAUCAAGGGCAAACAGACACCCAAGGGCAGUCUGACUCAACCCACCGAGACUCAGGAUCCAGCACCACGGAAAGACAAGGGCACCACCCUGAGCACUCAGGAGAAAGAUCCAGACAAUCCAGGACCCUUCAAGGACAGACAGCUCUCCAUGGGCAGUCUGACUCUGCCCACCGAGACUCAGGAUCCAGCACCAGGGAAAGACAAGGGCACCACCCUGAUCAAUCAGGAGAAAGAUCCAGACACCCAGGGUCCCAUCAAGGGCAGACAGGCUCCCAUAGGCAGUCUGACUCUGCCCACCGAGACUCAGCAUCCACCACCAGAGAAAGAAAAGGGCACCACGCUGAGCAGACAGGAGACAGAUCCAGACACCCAGGGACCCAUCAAGGACAGGCAGGCACCCAUAGGCAGUCUGACUCAACCCACCAAGACUCAGGAUCCAGCACCAGGGAAAGACAAGGACGCCACCCUGAGCAAUCAGGAGACAGAUCCAGACACCCAGGGUCCCAUCAAGGGCAGACAGGAACCCAUAAGCAGUCUGACUCAACCCACCGAGACUCAGGAUCCAGCACCAGAGAAAGACAAGGGCACCACCCUGAGCAGACAGGAGACAGAUCCAGACACUCAGCGACCCAUCAAGGACAGGCAGGCACCCAUAGGCAGUCUGACUCAACUCACCAAGACUCAGGAUCCAGCCCCAGGGAAAGACAAGGACGCCACCCUGAGCAAUCAGGAGACAGAUCCAGACACCCAGGGUCCCAUCAAGGGCAGACAGGUACCCAUAAGCAGUCUGGCUCAACCCUCCAAGACUCAGGAUCCAGCACCAGAGAAAGACAAGGGCACCACCCUGAGCAGACAGGAGACAGAUCCAGAGACUCAACGACCCAUCAAGGUCAGGCAGGCACCCAUAGGCAGUCUGACUCAACCCACCGAGACUCAGGAUCCAGCCCCAGGGAAAGACAAGGACGCCACCCUGAGCAAUCAGGAGACAUAUCCAGACACCCAGGGUCCCAUCAAGGGCAGACAGGCACCCGUAGGCAGUCUGACUCAACCCACCGGGACUCAGGAUCCAACACCAGGGAAAGACAAGGGCGCCACCCUGAGCAGACAGGAGACAGAUCCAGACACUCAGGAACCCAUCAAGGACAGGCAGGUUCCCAUAGGCAGUCUGACUCAACCCACCGAGACUCAGGAUCCAACACCAGGGAAAGACAAGGGCGCCACCCCGAGCAAUCAGGAGACAUACCCAGACACCCAGGGUCCCAUCAAGGGCAGACAGACACCCAAGGGCAGUCUGACUCAGCCCACCGAGACUCAGGAUCCAGCACCACGGAAAGACAAGGGCACCACCCUGAGCAGUCAGGAGAAAGAUCCAGAAACUCCGGGACCCAUCAAGGACAGACAGCCAUUCACUGGCAGUCUGACUCUGCCCACCGAGACUCAGGAUCCACCACCAGGGAAAGACAAGGGCGCCACCAUGAGCAGUCACAGGAUAGCGCCAGACACUGGGAAACUGGACAUGGACAAACCUCUUCUGGAUCUGAUAACAGCAGACACCAGGGAUCCAGUAUCAGUCAGUCCAGUGACGCUGAAGGACAAUCAGAAGACUCAGAUACUCAGUCAGGCUCAGUCCAGGAACGGUCCAGGUCCAGGCAAAGGAGACAACAUGGCAGUGCACAUGGCAGUCCUGAGCACUCAGGGGAUCACUUCUACCAGAUAUCCUCCCAAGAACAGUUUGAUUCUGUCCAUGGACAGUCUCAAUCCAGUGCCAGGGGGAGACAAGGAUCCCGCCAUGAGCAGGCACAUGACAACUCUAGACAUGCAGGAUCCCAUGAGGGUCAGGCAGCCGAUGGUGGGCACUCUGACUCAGGAUCUCACCACCAGCAAUCAUCCACUCGGGCACAUGGCUCUAGACAAUCGCAGUCUGGGCAUGGACAAUCGUCAUCUGAAUUCAGGCCGGCCGGUGAGAAACCGGGGGUCCAGUAUUAGUCAGGACAGUGAUAGCGAAGGGCACACUGAAGAUUCUGAGAGCCAAACUGGAUCUGGCUCAGGAAACCAACAUGGAUCUGCCCAUGGCCAUGUAGGAGACAGUUCUAGACACUCUGAGUCUCGUCAAGGGCAGAGAAACAAUAAUCAUGGACAGUCUGAGUCUGGUCAUGGACACUCAGACACCGGUACUGGAAGGAGACAAGGAUCUAGUCAUGGACACUCUGUAGAUAUCUCUAGACAAUCAGGGCCUCUUCAGGGGCAGAGUGGAAAUCAUGGGCAGUCUGAGUCAGGAUUUGGACAGUUUCAGCAUGGUCGUGGAAGUCUUGGUUCCCCCUAUAUGGAAUCCAGGGACAUAUGUGAGUUUGGAGAAAAAUUUAUGUCAUCCAAUGUAACAGACAGAAAUAUGAACCCAGGAACAUAUGGCCAUUCAAGGGAUAAUUCAAAGCAGUUGGGAUUUAUUCAGUCACAAAGUUAUUAUUAUUAUGAGUGA